ACUGGAAGUGACAACAUGGAUUCAUGGUAUCUACCUUGGUUUCUGUUCUCUGCCUCGCUCCUCGUGGUUUCCAGCUUGCCAACUCCAGAAAAUUUUGAUGUAGAUGGUGGGCUUGACCAGGAUAUAUUUGAUAUCAAUGAAGAUUUGGGAAUGGAUCUUUUUGAGGGAGACAUCAGACUUGAUCGGAUGCAAGAUAGAAAUUCCAUCAUUGAAGAAAAAUAUAGAUGGCCACAUACCAUUCCAUAUGUUCUAGAAGAUAGCUUGGAAAUGAAUGCUAAGGGAGUGAUUCUGAAUGCAUUUGAACGCUAUCGCCUAAAAACCUGCAUUGACUUCAAGCCUUGGAAUGGGGAAGCUAACUACAUAUCCGUGUUCAAGGGCAGUGGCUGCUGGUCGUCAGUGGGAAAUCAGCAUGUUGGGAGGCAAGAACUCUCCAUUGGGGCAAACUGUGACAGAAUAGCAACGAUUCAACACGAGUUUCUCCAUGCGCUGGGAUUCUGGCACGAGCAGUCGCGUUCUGACCGGGAUGAUUAUGUCAGGAUAAUCUGGGACAGAAUUCAGUCAGGCAAAGAGCACAAUUUUAACACCUAUGAUGACCAAGUCUCGGACUCUUUGAAUGUCCCCUAUGAUUACACUUCAGUCAUGCAUUACAGUAAAACGGCCUUCCAAAAUGGAACAGAGCCAACAAUUGUAACUAGAAUCUCAGACUUCAUGGAUGUCAUCGGCCAACGGAUGGAUUUCAGUGACUACGAUCUCUUAAAGUUGAAUCGACUGUAUAACUGCUCCUCUUCCUUGAGUUUUAUGGACUCGUGCGAUUUUGAACAAGAGAAUGUGUGUGGUCUGAUUCAAAGUUCAGGGGAUAACGCUGACUGGAGGCGGCUGUCACAGGUGCCCAGGGGGCCCGACAGCGACCACUCCAACAUGGGCCAGUGCAAAGGUUCUGGUUUCUUCAUGCAUUUCGACAGUAGUUCUGUAAAUGUGGGGGACACAGCAGUGCUAGAAAGUAGAACGCUGUACCCGAAAAGAGGAUUUCAGUGCUUGCAAUUUUAUUUAUAUAACAGUGGAAGUAUAAAUGACCAACUGAACAUCUACGUCAGGGAGUAUUCUGCAGACAAUGUGAAUGGUACUUUAACCCUCGUGAAAGAAAUAAAAGAUAUACCUAUUGGGAGCUGGGAACUUUACUACGUAACACUGAAAGUAACCAACAAAUUCAGAGUGGUGUUUGGAGGGGUCAGAGGCGGUGGUACAUCACUGGGUGGCCUGUCUAUUGAUGACAUCAAUCUUUCGGAAACACGGUGCCCUCAUCAUAUAUGGCGUAUAAGGAAUUUCACACAGUUCAUUGGCAGUCCAAAUGGAACUCUGUAUAGCCCUCCAUUUUAUUCUUCUAAAGGUUAUGCCUUUCAGAUUUUCUUGAAUCUAUCCCAUUUGACUAAUGCAGGAAUAUAUUUCCACUUGAUCUCUGGAGCCAAUGAUGAUCAAUUACAGUGGCCAUGUCCUUGGCAACAAGCCACGAUGACACUCUUGGAUCAAAAUCCUGACAUUCGACAGCGUAUGUCCAACCAGCGGAGUGUAACUACAGACCCAUUUAUGACCACCGAGAAUGGAAACUAUUUUUGGGACAAUCCUUCCAAAGUGGGAGAAGUGGCUUUUUUCCCUAACGGGACUCAGUUUAGAAGAGGUCGAGGCUAUGGAACCAGUGCCUUUAUAACCCAUGCAAGGCUGAAAAGCAGAGAUUUUAUAAAAGGAGAUGAUGUUUAUAUCCUGCUGACAGUGGAAGACAUAUCCCACCUUAAUUCUACACAACUGCUGCCAACUCCAACUGCUGCCAAACCCAACGGCAGUGACGUUUGCACAAACUUCAAAUGUGAGAAUGAUGGCAUCUGCACUGUCCAAGAUGGCAAAGCUGAGUGCAGGUGUCCGUCGGGGGAAGACUGGUGGUACAUGGGAGAAAAGUGUGAAAAGAGAGGUUCAACUCGAGAUACCAUUGUCAUUGCCGCAUCUUCCACUGCGGCUGUGUUUGCUGUCAUGCUGAUAGUCACCCUUGUCAGCGUCUAUUGUACCCGGAAGAGAUAUCGGGCAAAGACAAGUUCAAAUAUGGCAGAUAUGACUCUGGAAAAUCAUGCAUUUUGAAGAUUAACUCAACAAUACUGCCAGCAAAUGAAAUUGAAAAGGAUUCUUCAUCAUGGAUUUCACCUAAAAUGUAUUCCAGUCACCUCAUUCUCCUAUAAAUGGUCUUCUCUGCAAAUAGCUGGAUAUACUAUAGUAAAUCAUUAUUUUGGUAAAAGUCCAAUUGGUGAAAUGUUAUUUGUGUGGCUUUUUUUUUUUUUUUUUUUUUUUUUUUUUUUUUACCAGAGGGGAAGCAAAAACAGACAAACAAACAAAUGAAGGGGAAGCAAUUUAGGCUCCUCCAGAAGUAUGUUGUCUAUAAAAGGAGUGCAACACCUAGAGGUAGCUUUCCAAAUUACCCUUUAUUUGGAGGCUAAGGGUAGUGACCUCACAGGUGAUUUCCUAGAAGCCCAUUGGAAGCAUCCAGUGGCCAUGAUCUUGCACGUGCAACUUCACCAUUUCCACGCUGUCCUGUCCCAAUGGAGGGAAGGUCAGCAGGAUAUCUCCCUUUCUCUCUGGGGACAUGUGCCCCUCCCUCCAAAACGGGCUACUGUCUUGUUUCCUUACAUAAAUCUUUUGGAAUAUGAACUUGGUUUAGAAUUUGUCUGAACCCACAACUACGACCAACAAGAAAACUUUAAACUUCUAGAACAGUGGUUCUCAAAGUUUUAGGUCUUGGGGACCUUUACACUCUUAAAAAUUAUUCAGUGCCCAAAGAGCUUUGCUUAUGAACAUGACAUUUAUCAAUACUUAUCUUACUAGAAAUUCAAACCAGAAAAAUUUAUAACUGUGCCUUUAUUAAUCAUUAAAAAUAAUGUCCAUUCAUGUUAGCAUAAAUAAUACUUUUCAAUGAAAAACAAACUAUAUUUCCAAGCAAAAGAAAAUUCAGCAAAAGGAGAAAUGUUGUUUUACACAUUUUUGCAAAUUUUGAAUGUCUAGCUUAAUAUAAAAUAGUUGAAUUCUCAUAUGUAUGUCUGCAGUCUGUUGUGAUAUAUUAUUUUAGAUGAAGGAUAUGAAAAAAAUCUAACCUCAUACAGAUACGUAGAUGAAAAAGGAAGAUACAUUUGAAUAGC
Molecule: messenger RNA, 3176 nt
Organism: Rhinolophus ferrumequinum (greater horseshoe bat)
Lineage: Eukaryota; Metazoa; Chordata; Mammalia; Chiroptera; Rhinolophidae
Gene: MEP1B
Product: meprin A subunit beta
Exons: 15
Coding region: 16-2127 (703 amino acids)
Biological process (GO): proteolysis
Cellular component (GO): membrane
Molecular function (GO): zinc ion binding; metalloendopeptidase activity; protein binding
Source: RefSeq, a predicted model, not a curated record